AUGAGGAAAUGGCACAGGCAGGAUGCGGAAGCGUCCGCGAAGCGCCAGUGCGCGAGGGAAGCAGAAACAGAGAGUACGGCCUCAGGACCGAAGAGAAAGAGAGCCGGGGAAGCGGCGGUGGGGGGCAAGAAACGGCGACCGGGCUCUGCCGUAGAAGCGAGUAGGGCGGCCGAGGUUGCGAAGGUCGUAGCUCCCAAGAAGGCCAAGCUGGAGGAGAUGAACAGCUUGCUGGCUGCUGCGAAUGCGACCCUGGCGAUCAAGCAGGCGGAGCUGAAAGAAGUCAACGACAAGGUCGAGGCCCUGGAGGCGCAGUGUGCCGCGACCGUGGGCGAGAAGAAGCGCCUCGCCGACGAGGCCGAGACCACCGCCAACAGGCUGGUGCGAGCGGAGAAGCUGACCUCCGGCCUUGCGUCCGAGGGCGUGCGGUGGCUUGAGUCCCUCGAGAACCUGGGCAAACAGAAGGUGGACCUUAUCGGCGACGCGUUCUUGUCCUGCGGGUGUCUCUCGUACUAUGGCCCCUUCACAGGGGGCUACCGCGACGACCUCGUGGCGACUUGGAUGAAGAGGGUCAAGCAAGAAGGCAUCCCCUGCAGUGGGGGGGGCGACAGUACCGGAGGAGACGGGGACGAUGAAACUGGUGAUGGCGGUGGUGGCGAUGGCGUUGGUGGGUUCUCCCUGAUUGGGACGCUGGGGGACCCGGUGGAGAUUCGAGGGUGGCAAAACUGUGCUCUCCCGACGGAUAAGGUGUCCACGGACUCAGCCAUUUUAGUGGCGAAGGGGACGAGAUGGCCCCUGAUGAUAGACCCGCAGGGACAAGCCAACAAGUGGAUAAAGAAGAUGCACGAGGGGGAUGACAUCGAGGUAACCACCAUGACCAAUGCCAAGCUGCUACGGUCCCUAGAGAACUGCAUUAGGGUCGGUCGGCCUCUCCUGAUCGAGGACAUCACGGAGCACAUAGAGCCCGCGCUCGAGCCUGUCCUUCAGAAGGCGACUUUCAAGCAAGGAAACCGGACUCUCAUCAGGAUCGGCGACUCGGACGUGGACUACGCCGACUCCUUCAAGAUGUACCUCACAACUAAAAUGCCCAACCCACACUACCUCCCCGAGGUGUGCAUCAAGGUCAACAUUAUCAACUUCACCGUCACCAUGGAAGGCCUGGAGGAUCAGCUACUAGGACAGGCAAGAAGAGACGUUGUGGGACAACCACUUGUCGUCGCGAAAGAGCGGCCGGACAUCGAGAAACGCAAGACUCAGCUCCUGCUGAGAAUGGCCGAAGACAAAAAACAGCUCUCCGACCUGGAGGCCCGGAUCCUCUAUCUCUUGUCCAACUCCUCCGGAAACAUCCUUGACGACGAGGUCCUGAUCAACACCCUCGCGGAUUCAAAGACAACCUCCAGCAUCAUCAAGGAACGGGUGGAGGAGAGCGAGAAGACGGAGAUCGAGAUCGAUCUCGCGCGGAAGAAGUACACACCGGUCGCCACGCGAGGGUCGAUCAUCUACUUCGUCAUCGCUGACCUCUCCGGCAUCGACCCGAUGUACCAGUACUCGCUCCAGUACUAUCAGACACUCUUCGACAGAAACAUCUGCCGCGGGUUGUUCGAGAGGCAUAAGCUGCUCUUCAGCGCGCUCAUUUGCUUCCAGAUCCUCCGGCAUCGUUGCGAGAUACCCCGGGAGGAGUGGGCGCUGUUCCUGCGCGGACCGGGGCCCGUAGACCGGUCCGCGCAGCCCCCGAACCCGAACCCGGCCCGGUUGACGCCCGUGCAGUGGGAUCUUCUGUUCGCCGCGGAGCAUCGCGCAGUGGGGGGCGGUGGCCACUCCAACCAAAGUGGGGGCGGGCAGGAGGAGGAAGGAGAUGAAGGUGUUGAUGGUGCUGCAUCUUCGCCGCUCGAGGGUCUUUGCGAGAGCUUGACGGAAAGUUGGGAGGCCUGGGUUUCCUGGGCGGAUAAGGGGGAAGUCUGGGACGACUCGCGGAUUCCCGGCUGGUUUUUCGGGAAAGGGAAGGAGGAUGAAGGGGCGAGCUCGUUCCAGAAGUUGCUUCUCGUCAAGGCGUUUCGAGAGGACCAGCUGCUGCGGUGUAUCGCCAAGUUCGUCGGAGAGAAACUCGGCAGCAGCUUUGCGGAGAGCCCUUCGGCAUCGAUGGAGAAUAUCUACGCGGACUUAGAUAACAAGACCCCCUGCAUCUUCAUCCUGUCCACCGGCGCCGACCCGACGUCCAUGCUACUUCGAUUCGCGAAGGGGCCCUACGCGGCAGAGCUAGUUGAGAAGGGAACCAAAACGGGGGACUGGGUUUUACUGCAAAACUGCAUGCUUGCCAAGUCGUGGAUGCCCGCACUGGAGAAGAUCGUCUUUGGGCUAGCCAACGCCACGGAGGUCAACAACGAGGCCUUCCGCCUCUACUUAACCAGCGCGCCGGCCACGUACUUCCCCGUGUCUAUCCUCCAGAACGGCGUGAAGAUGACCAACGAGCCGCCCAAGGGCAUCAGGGCGAACGUCACCAGGUCUUGGGCGAACCUUAUGAAGGAGGAUGAAUGGGAAACUUGCGCCAAGAGGGACGAGUUCAAGAGGAUGAUCGUCGGACUUCUCUUCUUCCACGCCAACAUUCAGGAAAGAAGGAAGUUCGGACCACUGGGGUGGAACAUUCGGUACGCCUUCGACGAGUCCGACCUCGAAACUUCCAUCGCGGUCAUGAGAAAGUUCCUCGAGGAGCAGGACGAGGUCCCGUGGGAUGCACUUCGCUACGUGACCGGGCAGAUCAACUACGGCGGAAGGGUCACCGACGACUGGGACCGGCGCUGCCUCAUGAGUGUCUUGGGGAUCUACAUUAACGAUGGAAUCCUCAAGUCCGGAUACAGGUUCAGCGGCUCCGGCAUAUACUUCUCACCGCCCCCUGGUCCCUUCCAGGGCGUGAGCGACUACUUCGGGCAGCUUCCUGGGGUGGACAACCCCGAGAUUUUCGGUAUGCACGAGAACGCCAACGUGACUUUCAACACCAACGAGUCGCUGGGCCUCAUGCAGACGGCGAGUGCUCGUUCCCUCGCGGGCGGAGGCCGGAGCAACGACGAUAUUGUAACGGAACUUGCCGAGGAGCUCGAGGCUCAGAUCCCGCCGCUUCUGGACGACGACGACGCCGGACCUACCACCUUCGUCCUACAGGAGAACGGGCUGCUGCCAUCGCUGGCGAUCGUGCUGAAGCAGGAGAUGGUCAAGUUCAACAGGCUCCUUGCGGCUAUGGGCUCGUCCAUCACCGAGCUCAAGAAGGCCAUCAAGGGGCUCGUUGUCAUGUCUCAGGAUCUUGACCGCAUGUACACAAGCUUCAUGAACAACCAAGUGCCGGCGCUUUGGACGCGCGUGAGUUUCGCCAGCCUCAAAAGUCUUGCAUCUUGGAACAAGGACCUCCUCUUCAGGAAAAAGAGGAAGAAGGAGGACCAACACGAUCGCCUGAGUGUGACAAGCGGCGGCGGUGUAGCUUUCCCGUCCACCUGUAUUUGCCGGUCUAAGAAGAAGAUGCUACAGCACGCUGAUUCACCGUUCUGGUCUCUCAUCGUGUUGACAGGCGCGAGGUGGGAUUCCGACGCCUGGAAGCUCCGCGAGUCCCACCCCGGAGAGAUGUACAUGGAACUCCCGCUCAUUCACUUCAUGCCCGCGGCGGGGCAUAAGACAGCGGAGUGGGACUACGCGUGCCCCGUAUACAAGACGGCCGAGAGAAAGGGAGUGCUCAGCACCACGGGCAUGUCGACAAACUUCGUCAUCGCCGUGGAGCUGCCCACGGACGUGAGCCCGGACGUGUGGGUGAUGUUUGGUGUAGCCGCACUGUGCAACCUCACGGACUGA
Ectocarpus sp. CCAP 1310/34 is the source of this 3831-nucleotide messenger RNA. The record is from the annotation of a GenBank genome assembly. NCBI's taxonomy places the organism in Eukaryota, Phaeophyceae, Ectocarpales, Ectocarpaceae.